AUGGGUGUACCGACCCGUAUCACUGGCUGGAAAUUCGAGGCUAGUGGUAGUAAGCCGCGUGUUUGCUCUGCAAAUGAAACUCACGCGGUUAUGACCUCAGGCAAUCACAAGGUCUUUAAAGCAGGGAAGCCUCUUCCUAAACUGGAAAAUGUCGACGAUCUGAAGGCCGCUCUUGCUGUGGUUGGAGUUAUUUGA
This is a messenger RNA of Penicillium coprophilum, 195 nucleotides long. RefSeq lists its product as uncharacterized. Lineage: Eukaryota; Fungi; Ascomycota; Eurotiomycetes; Eurotiales; Aspergillaceae. The record is from RefSeq and is a predicted model, not a curated record. The coding region runs from base 1 to 195 and encodes 64 amino acids. The transcript has a single exon.